Molecule: messenger RNA, 2024 nt
Organism: Amaranthus tricolor (Joseph's coat)
Lineage: Eukaryota; Viridiplantae; Streptophyta; Magnoliopsida; Caryophyllales; Amaranthaceae
Exons: 15
Coding region: 517-1650 (377 amino acids)
Molecular function (GO): RNA binding
Source: RefSeq, a predicted model, not a curated record
CCUUCUUAGUCUCUAUGACUUUUUCACAGCAUUAUCACUUUCACAGCAUUAUCACUAUCUUCAUCUUCAUUUCUUUUCUACUCUCAAUUUCAAUCUCCUCAUCCCAAUCUUUCUUUUCAUCAUCAUCUUCAUCUUUAAAUUCCUCGGGGGCGAAUCAAUUGGGUUUCCCAUCUUUUUCUUUAGAUCUUCAAUCAGCGGAUGAAAAAUCAUCAAAGAGAGACAUGUUGAAUGCAUUUGUGCCUGUGGGCAUUGCAAUACAAUCUUCUUUCGACUGAACAAUAUGUGUACUUUCAAAUAUUUUUCUAAAAUUACCUGCUUUGGGAUAGAAAAUUGAACUACUAAGACAUGAAGCGAGUGUGAGAGGAGGAGGAGAGAAAGAGGAGAGAGAAGAGGGUUGAGAGAUUUCAAGUGGAGGAGAGAAGAGAGGAACAGAAAGUUUCAAUUUGUGGUCGUAUCUUCGGUCUUUUUGGCUUCUUUCCAGCUUUCUAGGGUUUUUGGAUUUCUUCUUUUUGCACCAUGGAAAGAAAACUUGUGGUUCUUGGUAUCCCAUGGGAUGUCGAUACAAAUGGGUUGAAGGAGUACAUGGUAAAGUUUGGUGAAUUGGAGGAUUGCAUUGUCAUGAAGGAACGUAGUACUGGAAGAUCACGUGGUUUUGGCUAUGUCACUUUUGUGUCUGAUGACGAUGCUAAGAAAGCUCUGUCAAUUGAGCAUCAGCUUGGCAACAGAACACUCGAAGUAAAAGUGGCAACACCAAAGGAAGAGAUGAUGAGAUCAUCCACAAAAAAGAUAACCCGGAUAUUUGUUGCUAGAAUAGCACCAGCUGUUACUGAAUCUGCCUUCCGAAGCCAUUUUGAGAAAUAUGGAGACAUCACUGAUCUUUACAUGCCUAAAGAUCCCACAACAAAAGGACAUCGUGGAAUUGGGUUUAUUACUUUCGCCAGUGCAGAUUCUGUAGACAACUUGAUGAAUGAUACACAUGAGUUGGGUGGCUCCACUGUUGUAGUUGAUCGAGCAACUCCUAAGGAAGAUGAUUUUCGGCCAUUUAGCAGAGUUCCUUAUGGUGGUCGUGGUGGCCAUGGUGGCCGUGGUGGAUAUGGUGGUCGUGGUGGAUAUGGUGCAUAUGAUGCCUAUAUAAGUGCUGCUACAAGAUAUGCGUCCAUAGGUGCUCCUACCUUGUAUGAUCAUCCAGGUUCUCUUUAUGGAAGGGAGCCAAUUAGAGGAGUUGGAAGAAAGAUAUUUGUUGGAAGGCUUCCUCAGGAAGCAACUGUGGAUGAUCUUCGUCAGUAUUUCGGUAGAUUUGGUCGCAUCUUGGAUGUUUAUAUUCCAAAGGAUCCCAAGAGAUCUGGGCAUCGUGGAUUUGGCUUUGUAACGUAUGCUGACGAUGGUGUUGCUGAUCGUGUAGCAAGACGGCCUCAUGAAAUUUUAGGGCAGCCGGUUGCCAUAGAUUCAGCUACUCCAGUUGAUGAACCUGGUCCGAGUGGAGGAGGUCUAUUAAUGGACAAUCCUGAACCUUUCGAAAGUUACGGUCCCAUGCGCAGUAGUUAUGGAAGAAUGUACUCGAGCCUGGAUUUUGAUGAUUGGAGUAGUAGUUACAGCUUCAGCAGCUCAAGACCUUCGAGAGCAGCUGAUUGGAGGUACCGACCAUAUUAGUGUGGCGUCUUAAAAACAUCAUCGGUAGCUAAAGCUUGAUAGCGCAUAACUUUACAGACAUUUACUUUAAACAAUUUGUUUGGAUGAUGUAGGAAGUUCCUUUUGAUAAUUUCUCCAUUGCUGUAUCUUGUGCAAACUUAUAUGUGGUAUUCGCAGAGUUGAAUGCAUUAUUGUACUGGUUGUUUUUAACUGUUAAAUGUUUCUAAAAUCCUAUGCUAUUUCUAUGAUUGGGUCUUCGUAGACAUCAAUACUCUGCUUCAUGAUUCCUUCUCGAGCCAAUUCAAAUAAGAUGAAAUAAAGUGAUAAUUAGACAAUAAAGUGUUAACUAACAGGAGCUUCAUUAUUUACUGUAUACGCUAUUGACUAGUUGAAAU